AUGAUAAGCAAAAUGAUCAUGGAUCGCUAGAAGAAGACAUAAAAUAUUGAUGAAAAUGAAUUGGAUUCUUUCAAUCGAUAUUUGUAAAGGGAUAAUCAACCUUUAAAUUUAGGCACCUAACUCUCUUAUUCGAAAAUCAAAGUAAAUGUUGGAAUGCCAAUAAUAACUGAAUAACAAAACGAAACCCUCGGUAACACUCAUCAAUCAACUGUGUAGCAAAGUAAAAAUGCAUCGCCUCAAAAGAUAAGCAUUGCAAUGGAAGACAUCAGGUUGAACAUUAGAAUAGUUUUCAAAUUUUAUGCAAGUUUUGGAAAUAGAAACAAUACUAGGUUUUUGAAAUCAAACAAAUUUAUCAAAAUGUUGUCCGAUGCUCAAAUAAUGCCAUAAUUAUUGUCAAAUCGAGAUUGUGAUAUUCUAUAUGCCUAGCAAACAAAAAAUAAUGAAAGUCUCACACUUGAACAAUUUUAAAACUUAAUACCGAAAUUAGCUAUGAUUCUCUACCCUUAACAAAAAGUUCACUAAGCAUUUCAAAAAUUAUAUAAUGAAUAUCUCUCAUAGUUAUCUUAAAAAAUAUUAAAUUUUACUGAAUUUGGACAAUAAAUUCAAUUCGUACUCUAACCAAUAGGCAAUUAAAUUAAAGAGUUUGUAGAACCAAUCUAAUAGUAAUUAACCAAUUUACAUAAAUUUAUUUUUGAAGACUAAAGCACAAACAUAAACAAAGUCUAAUGGAAAUUCAUGUAAUUUUUAACUUAAUGCGAAAUAUUACCUAAUUAUAUUAAUUAAUCCUAAGCUCAAUUGAUUUUUGAUAACAUAUAAAUAAGGUAGCCUACUCUAAAUCUAUAAGAAAGUGGAAAUUACUUAUUUAGUUUGAAUAAUUUUGUUGAAAGUUUGAUUAUAAUAUCAAGAACAGUUCCAAAUUUAGAUGAGUUUACUCAAUUUAGACUAUUGCUUGAUAAAAUUGAAUAGUCAGAAGGUUUUAGUUAAUAUUUAAGAAAUCUCAAUCGAACACAGAGUGAUAAGGUGAGAUUGUUUUAUAACAUAGAAAAAAGUGGAAUCUAUAAAUAAGAAAAUCUAAUUCAAUAAAGUUAGGUGAUUUAAAAUACUUAGAAUAAUGUGAGUCACACAAACAUAUAAGUUUUAAAUACUAAUAAGAAAGUGGAUGAAAGCAGGGUUAAUCUUUCUAUGAUGAAAUAAUCCAAAUAUUUAUAAGAUAUAGAUUAAUCUUACAUUUCUUCAUUGAAGAAGUUAUUUGAGUUCUUUGCAUAGAGUGGAGAACCUAGCAACAUUUAAUCUUUAAAAAAUACAAAAUUCAAUAAAUUAUUAUUGCACUCUGGGAUUUUGAACAAUUUAAUUACUAUAACUGAUUCUGAUAUGAUCUAUUCAAAAUUAUGUGGUCUUUAAUCCAUUAAAACUUAAUAAAAAAAUAAAUAAUUGACAAAUGGUAAAAUGACCUUUGGAUAAUUUCAAAUUAGUUUGGGAAUCAUAGCUGAGAAAUGUGGAAUGGAUAUAAAUGAGUUGAUUCAAUAAAACAUUCUACCUUUAGAAAAAUAAAUUUCUGAUGACAAUAAAGAAUAAAUCCUUUAGGUUUUGGUUGAUUUACUACAAGAUGAAUAAAUUAUUUAACUAUAUGAGAUGAUCUAAACAGUUUUUGAUUGGUAUUUUUAGGAAUAUUCUAAAUAAUAAAGUUCAAUUUUGUAUUUAUCAGAGUUUCUGAAAUUUUGUUAAGACUUUGAGCUUUCCAAUAUUCUAAUAUCUCAAACUCAACUGACUUCCAUAUUUUAUUCUGUAGCAUCACUUAAUUAGGAAGGGUAAGAAUACUCAGACUAAAUUUUCCUUGAUAAAUCCUAAUUUGUUGAGGCCAUCAGUAUCAUAGCCAUUCAAAUUUACUCUACAAUUCCAAAUAACAUUUAACGAAUUGUAUAUCUUCUUGAAAGAAUAUUUUAGUCUCAAAAUGCUUCGAAAAUCUAUGUUAAGCAAAACAAGUUAUAAGCUAGAUUUCAGAAUGUUAUUGAGGAGAUUAAAUAUCGAUUUUUAGAAAAGGAUAAAGUGCGUUAAGAGGAAGAAUAGUAUAAUUUUGAUGAUUUAGUAAAUGGAACUAUUUAAUAAUUUUAAUGA
This is a messenger RNA of Paramecium tetraurelia, 2115 nucleotides long. RefSeq lists its product as uncharacterized. The transcript is spliced from 4 exons. Gene Ontology annotation, molecular function: tubulin binding. Gene Ontology annotation, biological process: microtubule bundle formation; microtubule polymerization; positive regulation of protein polymerization. The record is from RefSeq and is a predicted model, not a curated record. Gene Ontology annotation, cellular component: microtubule. NCBI's taxonomy places the organism in Eukaryota, Ciliophora, Oligohymenophorea, Peniculida, Parameciidae.